AUGUGGGCUAUUACGUAUUUGAGUCAGCUACAUCCGCUGGUGGCGCCUAGACGUUCAGAUUUGAGGCCCGAGUUUGCCGAGGAGCGGUAUUUGUAA
Kuraishia capsulata CBS 1993 is the source of this 96-nucleotide messenger RNA. RefSeq lists its product as uncharacterized. The transcript has a single exon. Gene Ontology annotation, cellular component: proton-transporting V-type ATPase, V0 domain. Lineage: Eukaryota; Fungi; Ascomycota; Pichiomycetes; Pichiales; Pichiaceae. The coding region runs from base 1 to 96 and encodes 31 amino acids. The record is from RefSeq and is a predicted model, not a curated record. Gene Ontology annotation, biological process: proton transmembrane transport. Gene Ontology annotation, molecular function: proton-transporting ATPase activity, rotational mechanism.